UGUCACGUUCUCUUCACGUUAUCGUCACGUUAUCGCCACGCUCUUGUCACGUUCUCUUCACGUUCUCUUCACGUUCUCGUCACGUUCUCGUCACGUUCUCUUCAGUCCAGGGAGUGUGUCCUGCGUCUUUCGUCGUCUGAGUGUGCACUGAAGCGGGAGCUGGACGAGGGGCGUGACUCUCUGCACAAAAUGACCGCCCUGAACUCAGCGCUGGCGUCAGACAAGAGAGAAGUGAACAAACAGCUGCUGCAGCUGGAGUGUGAGCUCUCAAACAGACAAUCACAGCUGCAGGCUCUGAGGUCAGAGGUCACCUCUCUACAGAUUAAGGUCAAGACACUCGGUGCUGACUGUGACCAGCUCAGAGCUCAGAGGGAGGUGGAGGCCGACGUCGUCCACCAGCUGAGAGAAAGAGAGCGAGAGAUGGAGAGAGUGAUGGAGGAGAAGGAGAAAGAGUUGACCUCUGUGCUGGAGGAGAGAGAGAGUGCUGUACGACAGCAGGAGCAGCUGCUUUCACAGUGUGCAGCAGCUCGUGAGGAGCUGCAGGAGGUCAGGAGGCAGCAGCAGCAGGAGGAGCAGAGGGAGAUCAUGAGGCUGCAGGAGGAGGAGCAGAAGAAGACCAGGAGUCAGGAGGUGGAGGAGGAGCAGCAGAAGAAAAGCUGGAGGCAGGAGGUGCAGCAGUUGGAGGAUCUGGAGGAGGUGAGGAGGAGAGAGAGGCGGCAGCAAGAGGAGGAGGAGGAGGAGCUACACCAGCUCAGGUCAGUGUCGGUGUCUCUCCAUCAUCAGCUGUCUCAGCAGCAGAGACAGUUGUCACAGACUGAGGUGGACAGAUGUCAGCUGAUCACGCACAUACACACUCUGCAGCAGGCCAAGCUCACCUUACAGGGAGAGAUUGAGUGUCUGAAAGAAGAGGUGGAGCAACUGAAAAAAAGGAGUGAGGCGGAGAGGGAGGUGCUGAAAGAGAAGAUGGAGAGGUUGACAGCAGAGGUGGAGGAGCUGAGGACGACGAGGAGGGAGGAGGAGCGGGAGAGGAAGGAGGAGAAAGAAGCCUGGCAAAAAGAGAGGGAGGCUCUGAACGAGGAGCUGGGGAUGAGGGACGGAGAGGUGGAAGUUCUGAGGAGGCGCAAAGAAGGACUGACAGAGGAGAAGGAGGAGCGGCAGAGGGAGGUUGAGAGACUGAGGGUGGAGCUGACGGAGAAGGAGGUGCACAUCAGCCACAUGAUGGAGAGAUUCAAACAUUUGGUGGGAGAGAAGGAGAAACUGGAAGAGGAGGUGAAGAGGGCAGAGCUCGGGUUGAGAGAGGAGAAGGUGAAGAUGGAGGAAAGGAGGGAGGAGGAGAGGCAGAGGGACAGAGAGAUAGAGGCGCUCUGUGACCAGAUGGAGAGAUUAGAAAAAGAGAAACAGGAGAGGGAGGAGGUGGAGAAGGAGUUCAACAGACUGACAAAUAAGAUCUCUCAACUCGAGGAGGAGAGGGAGGAGGUGGAGCGACUGAGGAGUGCAGCAAGGACGGCCGAGGAGGAGGUGGAGAGAUGGAGAGCCAGAGUGGAAGAGGUGGAGAGGGAGAAGGAGGAGCAGAGGAGACAGAAAGAGAGACUGCAGGAUGAAAAGGAGGAGGUUGUUGGACAAAUGGAGGAGAUGAAGAAGGAGAAGGUGCAGGAGGUGGAGCUCCUGAUGGUGAGGUUGAGCGUGGCACAGGAACAGUGUGAAGAGAUGAAGGAGGUGGUGCAGCAGAAGGAGUGCAGCCUGGAGCAUCAGAUGAGCGCUGUGAGGGAGAGGGAGCAGGAGGUACAGGAGCUGAAGGAGUGCCUGAGGCUGGUGGAGGAGCAGGAAGUUGAUGGAACAAGGGAGGUCCAGGAGGUGAAGGCGAAACUGAAGCAGACGGAGGAGAGGGAGGAACAGCUGGAGGAGCUGCUGAGAGAAACCUGUGCUCUCCUGGAGAAAGAGAGGAGCGAGGGAGGAGACAAAGGCGAGAACAUCUCCCUACUGACCAGGGAGCUGCAGGAGGCGCAGGCCGAGAGUGAGGAAGUGAAGAGGAGAGCUCAGCAGAAUGAGGAGGACAACAACAGGCUGAAGGAGGAGGUGAAGGAGUGGCAGGAAAAUGUGGAACUCGGCACAAGAGAAAGGACCAAGCUCUGUCGUCUCCUGAAGGAGCGGGAGGAGGAGGUGCAACAGCUGAAAGACUUGUUAGAGAGAGAGAAGGAGAAGAGGCAGGAGGCGGAGGAGCUGAGGAGAAUGGAGGAGGACAGAAGGAAGAGGCUCGACGUCAAAGUGAUGGAGGUGAAGGAGCAAAAUGGAAGGCUGGAGGAGAAAGUGAGGGAGGUGCAGGAGGAGCUGGAAGAAGAGAGGGAGGUGCUUUGGAGGACAAAGGAGGAGAAGAGGAGACUGGAGAACAAACUGAAAGUUCUGGAAGAGAAGAGAAAAGGAGAGGAGGAGGAGCUUAGUGGAGUGAUGGAGGAGAAGAGUAGGAUGGAGAGUGAGCUGAGACAGAAGGUCAAAGAAAUGUUGGCACAGAAGGAGGUGCUGAGGAGCAAAGAGGAGGAGGAGAGGAAACUAGAAGAUGAACUGAGGAAGGCCAAAGAGGAGCAAGAAAAAAUGAGUAUACAGAGACAUCAGCACCUCCUGGGGGAGGAGAGAGGGAGGGCAAGGGAGAGAGAGCUGGAGGAGGAGAAGGUGGGCCUCCUGGUGGAGCUGAGAAGGAGACGACAGGAGGUGAAAUCUCUGAGGGAGGAGCUACAGAGAGAGAGAGAUGAGGUACAGGAGGAGAAGAGGAAGAGGAGAGAUGAGGAAACGAAGGAAAACACAGCUAAGGAGGAGAUUCAGGAGAAGCUGAGGACAACUGAGAAGGAGGUGACCAAUCUUAAGCAGGAGAUCCAGAAGGCGCAAAGCAGGAGGGAGGAGGUAAAGAUGGAGGUGUCUGCUCUCAGAGAGGAGGUACAGGAGGAACAAAGGGAGAAGAAGGAGGUGCAGGAGCAGCUGGAGAAGAUCAAGGAGAAGGUAACGGUCAUUACAGAGGAGGUGCACAAGGAACGAAGGGAGAAGGAGCAGAUGCAGGAGGAGCGUGGGAGGAGGGAGGAGGUACAGAUGGAGAUGAAGAUGGAGGUGUCUGCUCUCAGAGAGGAGGUGCACAAGGAACGAAGGGAGAAGAAGGAGGUUCAGGAGCAGCUGCUGAGGACCAAGGAGGAGGUCCUGGUCAUCACAGACAAGGAUCGCAGGGAGAAGGAGCUGUUGCAGGAGGAGCUAGUGAAGAUGAAGGCGGAGCUGAGGAGAGAGGAGCACAGUGAGAAGGUGAAGGAGGAGCAGCUGAACUUCCUGCAGAGUCAGGUGUUAAAACUGAGUGGGCGCAGAGAUGGAGUUCAGCAGGAGGAGCAGGAGAAGCAGCAGAUGAAGCAGGGACUGAGGGCUGCACUGGAGGAGAUGACCAACCUCAAAGUCCUCCUGCAGGAGAGCCACGCAGAGGGGGAGCGUCUGAGGAGCGUUCUGACGGAGAAGAAGGAGGAGGUGGAGCGGGUCAGAGGGGAGAACCACAGGAGCAGCAGGGAGGAGGUGCUGCGGCAGAGAGGAGAAGUGGAGGAGCUGAGAGCAAGAGCAACUGUCCUGGAGAGGAGGAAACAGGAGGUGCUGGGGGAGUUGGAGGAGGCUCAGCAGAAGAAGGAGAAGGCAGAGCAGGAAAGAAGGGAGGCCGAGGAGCAAUGGAGGAGUAGAGUGGAGAAGAUGGAGGAGCAGGAUGUGAAGCUCAGAGCUCUGCUAGGAGAAAACCUGACACUGAAGGAGGAGCUGGAGGAGACACAGAGGGAAGUGAAGGAGAUCAGAGCCACGGCAGCCAUGUUGGAGGAGCAGAGAACUCAGAUGUUCUCUGUGCAGGAGGAGAACGAGGAGCUGGGGAGGCAGGUGUACACUCUCACUCAGAGGACAGAGGAACUGGAAGGCGACAGGAAUCGUGUUCGAUUGGCUCUGGAGAGAACUGAGGCCAUUAUAGUCGGCUACGAGGGGAGAACCAACCAAUGGGAGCGGAGCACAGGGGCGGAGUCUAAUCCAGACCUGCAUGUGUCAGACAGACUGACGUCUCUUCAUCAUCACGUUGCUGAACUGGAGCUGGAGAAAACACAACAGAGCAAGAAAAUCUCACAUCUGGAAAAUCAGAGAGAGAAACUGAAGAGAGAGAGGAAGACACUGAGAGACACACUGAGAGAGGUGGAGCAGCAGCGUGUGCAGCUGAGGCAGCAGAUGAUUGACAGCAGCAGAUCUCAGGUCUUGACAGACUCCACAGAAGAAGAACACCUGAGGAGGAGAGUGAUGGAGCUGGAGGACCAGCUCAGUCAGCUUCGCCUCUUAUUGGCUGCAGACCAGCAGCACAGGGCGGAGUUUAUCGAGCAGUCGACCAGGAACAGCGAGUGGCUGCUCUCGCUCCGACACGAGCUCAGGGAUUCGCUCGCCAUUGUCACUCACCGUCCAAUCCCGUCAGUCCUGGAGUCGGAGGCGGAGCGAUUGGACCGCAGCCUGAGGGAGGAGGAGCUAAGGAUGACCCUCAGCCAAUAGUAACGCCUUGAGUUAUUUAUUAGUUAACAAACGUGAAUCCACUCGUCAACAGACGACAGUUAUUGAUAUUAUUUAUAUUAUUACAAAUAUGUUUCCCAUGAUCCUCCAGUGUGAGGGGAGACUCACGCUCAGGUCACAUGUGCAUUUGUGUAUAUUUUAAUAAAGUAUUUUUUUAACAGAAA
This is a messenger RNA of Solea senegalensis (Senegalese sole), 4715 nucleotides long. RefSeq names its product trichohyalin-like. The annotation marks the transcript as partial. The transcript has 13 exons. The record is from RefSeq and is a predicted model, not a curated record. Lineage: Eukaryota; Metazoa; Chordata; Actinopteri; Pleuronectiformes; Soleidae.